Messenger RNA from Dendronephthya gigantea, 1068 nucleotides. Its product is annotated as peptidyl-prolyl cis-trans isomerase B-like. The record is from RefSeq and is a predicted model, not a curated record. The coding region runs from base 107 to 748 and encodes 213 amino acids. The transcript is spliced from 6 exons. NCBI's taxonomy places the organism in Eukaryota, Metazoa, Cnidaria, Anthozoa, Malacalcyonacea, Nephtheidae. Gene Ontology annotation, cellular component: intracellular membrane-bounded organelle. Gene Ontology annotation, molecular function: peptidyl-prolyl cis-trans isomerase activity. Gene Ontology annotation, biological process: protein peptidyl-prolyl isomerization; protein folding.
AUCUUUGGCCAAGUCCAGCCUGUUCCAGGAGGGGAUUCUGUAAUUUCUUAUUGCUAUCAGGGGGGUUGUCGUAUUAAACAGAAUAAGAAAUUGGUAGUAGUUUUAUAUGAAUUCAAAAAUGAAGGUUAUUAUUGUAUUGUCCGCCGCUAUUACAUGUAUUAUAUUUCUCCUGUCUCGUGCUAAAACUGCUUCAGCAGCCAAAGGUCCGAAAGUAACAGACAAGGUGUUUUUUGAUAUCACUAUUGGUGGUGAAAAAGCAGGUCGAAUUGUGAUUGGUUUGUUUGGUGGCACUGUUCCAAAGACUGUCAAAAACUUUGUAGGCUUAGCAACACAUGAGAAAGGAUUUGGAUACAAAGGCAGUAAAUUUCAUCGAGUGAUAAAGGACUUCAUGAUACAAGGAGGCGAUUUUACCAAAGGUGAUGGCACCGGAGGUAAAAGUAUCUACGGAGAGAAGUUUCCCGAUGAGAAUUUUAAAAUCAGUCACUAUGGUGCUGGAUGGUUGAGUAUGGCCAAUGCUGGUAAAGAUACGAAUGGCUCCCAAUUUUUCAUCACCACUGUCAAGACGCCAUGGUUAAAUGGGAAACAUGUUGUGUUUGGAAAAGUAUUGGAAGGAAUGGAUGUUGUAAGAAAGGUAGAAAAUGUGGAUGCUGAUCAGAGUAAACCGAAGAAGGACUGUGUUAUCGAAGAUAGCGGUGUUAUCCCAGUUGAAGAACCUUUUAACGUCGAGAAAGAAGCAGCCAAGGAAUGAAUGACACAACGCUAUACUGUCAUACUGACAAUUUAUAAUUACAUGCGUACAAACGAUACAGAAUAUUAUGUGGUUUGCAGUGGACAAUUGUCGUUACAAACUACAGCUUUCUCUUCUAGCGAAUAAAACAAAUAUUAAUUUUCAGAACGAGACCAGGUUGUGAGUAACCAAAUGCUUUGUAUGCUUUUAUAUUGCGGGCGCUAAUUGUGACCCCAUUGCGGCGAAAAAUAUAUAGAAAAAAUGCGAACUGGAAAAUUACUUGAUGAUUUAUUUGCAAACUUUCAUCUUUUAUUAUGGUGUUAAUAAAAUCGUUAGUUUUA